UUUCUAUAUAAUUAGAAUUUAUUCAAAAAAUAAAUAUUAAUACAGCAACAAAGAGGAUACGAAUAAACGAAAAAUAUUUUUUUGUACAAUAUAGAAAGUACCACUGCUUUUUAUUAUUUUGUUCGCGUUAAAUGCCGUAUUAUCAAAAAGAUCCAAAAAGAGAAUCAUUUACGAGGAUCAGGAUCGUAACAACAAAAAGACCAAAAAAGGGUGUCUUUGUAAUCGACUUGAUAGAUGGCGCUGAUGUUAUUGCCGUUUACGCUCUCUACCGGUCAUACAUACCUACUAAUCAAAACUACUUAAUUCGUCUACUCUGGUGGAUAGUUUAUGAUAACGUGAAGUGAUUAAAUUUGGCGGAUUUAAGUCUUGUUGUCGCAUAGCAAUAGGAUAAUCGUGAUUUGAAAAAUAUAAUUUGCGUGUUUAACAAUUGAUAAAUAAAAAGAAUCACACCAAUAUGGUUCAACAAUACCAAUCACCUGUUCGAGUUUAUAAGCACCCAUUUGCCCUUGUCAUGAUGGCCUAUGAACGUAGAUUUCCUACAUGCCCUCAGAUACCAGUAUUUGUAGGAUGCGACAUUACAUUAGAUGAAGAAAGCGAAGAUGGUGCAAUUAGAACGACAGAAAGAAGAUGUAAAUUAAAUGUUGAAGCACCAUAUAUUCUGAAAAAAAUCAUUGGAGUAGAUUUUGUUUAUUUUAUUCAAAAGAAUAUAUUAAAUAGGCGCAAGAGCGUUUUGGAAAUAGAGGCAUACAAUGAGAGCUUCUCUUCUAGAGUAACAGUUCUUGAAAAAUGUAGAUACUUUAUUCAUCCUGAAAAUUCAGAAUGGACUUGCUUUGAACAAACUGCAAGUUUAGAUAUUAAGAACUUCUUUGGAUUUGAGAAUUCAAUGGAAAAGUUGGCAAUGAAGCAAUAUGCUCAAAAUAUUUCAAAGGGAAAAGAAAUAAUUGAAUAUUUUAUCAAUCAAUUAAAAGAAGAAGGUAUAACUUACGUAGCUCCUUGGAGAGAUCUGGAAGAAGAAACUGCUAAAGAAAAAGAGAAAUAUGUGGGUGAUAGUAGUGAAUUACAUAGUGACAAAGAAGUAUGUAAUGUCGAGAACAAGUUGUCUAGUAAUAGAGAGAUACAGCUCUCAUCAGACUAUAUAGAAAGAUAUUUAGGAAAACUAGACAUGAUGCAAGAGAGCAAACUAAUACAAUUACGACAUAGUAUAGAAGAAUUAAGAGGUAGUUCUGUACCAGCUGAUGCAACGCUACUGAGGUUCUUAAGAGCUACAGAAUUUUCAGUAGAAAAGGCUAAAGAUAUGUUGACACAGUCAUUACACUGGAGGAAAAAACAUCAAAUUGACAAACUCCUUGAAGAGUAUGAAACUCCUCAAGUAAUUAGAGAUUAUUUUCCAGGUGGUUGGCAUCAUUUUGAUAAAGACGGACGACCACUUUAUAUAUUGAGAUUAGGUCAAGUUGAUGUGAAAGGUCUCCUUAAAUCAACUGGAGAAGAUGAAUUAUUAUUAUUGGCAUUGCAUAUUUGUGAAGAAGGACUUCUUUUAAUGGAUGAGGCCACUACUGUCUGGGGCCAUCCAGUUUCACAAUGGUCUUUGCUAAUUGAUUUAGAAGGUCUAAAUAUGCGCCAUCUUUGGAGACCUGGUAUAAAGACACUUUUACGAAUUAUUGAAAUAGUAGAAGCGAAUUAUCCCGAAACAAUGGGACGUGUUCUCAUUAUACGGGCACCCAGAUGUUUUCCUAUAUUAUGGACCCUCAUCAGUACAUUCAUUCAUGAAAAUACGAGAAAAAAAUUCAUAUUCUAUUGUGGUACAGACUACCAAGAACAAGGAGAAGGUGGUCUCAGCGAUUAUAUAGAAUCAGAAUUUAUUCCUGACUUUUUAGGUGGUUCAUCUGAGGAAAGUAUAUAUGAAGUAUUCACGGUACCUCGAAGAUAUUAUAUUUUCGACGCUGCAGCCAGCAAUCUUACAGACAGUAUUUAUAUAAUGGAAGGCGGAGUUGUGCCAAAAAAUUUGUAUAAAGUUGAUCCAGAGAAUACAGCUUGCGAACACGAGCAUAGUUUGUAUCAUUCUAUCAGUUUGAGUCGCGGACAAAGUCAUCACGUUACGAUUCAAUGCGAUGAUCCAGGAGCUGUUCUUACAUGGGACUUUGACGUAAUGCGACACAAUGUAAUAUUUACUGUGUUACAUAAACCGAAAGAUCAUGAUACUAAUCUUUCCACGGAAAUUUCGGAAUUUAUGCCAUGUAAUGAUCAUGAAAUAACUAUGUCAAAAGAAUCAAAAGAAGGCUUUGUAAAAGUGGAACCAAGUAUUGUAUGUCAUGAUGGUGAAAGCAUUCAGGGUACACACAUAAUGCAGGUUGCAGGAAUUUAUAUUUUGCAAUGGCAGAAUCAAGAAGAACAAGGAGAAUUUCUCUCAUCUAUAAGCUCUCAUAAGGCACAACUUAUGUAUUUUUAUGAAACUUUACCAUCAGUACAUUACAGGGGAUCUAUGUUGAGCUUACAAUCUGCAGUGAGUGGACGAUCUGUAGCAAGUUCAUCUUUAUCUAGAUGAGAAG
Molecule: messenger RNA, 2546 nt
Organism: Vespa velutina
Lineage: Eukaryota; Metazoa; Arthropoda; Insecta; Hymenoptera; Vespidae
Gene: retm
Product: protein real-time
Exons: 16
Coding region: 455-2542 (695 amino acids)
Cellular component (GO): cytoplasm
Source: RefSeq, a predicted model, not a curated record